Molecule: messenger RNA, 804 nt
Organism: Grosmannia clavigera kw1407
Lineage: Eukaryota; Fungi; Ascomycota; Sordariomycetes; Ophiostomatales; Ophiostomataceae
Product: 14-3-3 family protein
Exons: 5
Coding region: 1-804 (267 amino acids)
Biological process (GO): signal transduction
Cellular component (GO): cytoplasm
Source: RefSeq, a predicted model, not a curated record
AUGGGUCACGAAGAUGCCGUCUACCUCGCGAAGCUCGCCGAGCAGGCCGAGCGCUACGAAGAAAUGGUCGACAACAUGAAGAUUGUCGCUUCCAAAGACCAGGACCUGACCGUCGAGGAGCGCAACCUGCUCUCCGUCGCUUACAAGAACGUCAUCGGCGCACGCCGCGCGUCGUGGAGAAUCGUCACUUCCAUUGAGCAGAAGGAGGAGUCCAAGGGCAACACCGCCCAGGUUACCCUCAUCAAGGAGUACCGCCAGAAGAUCGAGCUCGAGCUCGCCAACAUCUGCGAAGACAUCCUCAAGGUCCUUGACGACCACCUGAUCCCCUCUGCCAAGACCGGCGAGUCCAAGGUGUUCUACCACAAGAUGAAGGGUGACUACCACCGCUACCUCGCCGAGUUUGCCGUUGGCGACAAGCGCAAGGACUCCGCCGACAAGUCUCUGGAGGCGUACAAGGCUGCCACAGAGGUUGCGCAAACCGAGCUGCCGCCUACCCACCCCAUCCGGCUGGGUCUGGCCCUCAACUUCUCGGUCUUCUACUACGAGAUCCUCAACGCUCCGGACCAGGCUUGCCACCUGGCCAAGCAGGCAUUCGACGACGCCAUUGCCGAACUUGACACACUGAGCGAGGAGAGCUACAAGGACUCGACCCUCAUCAUGCAGCUCCUGCGCGAUAACCUCACUCUCUGGACGUCAUCUGAGGCCGAGCACGCCGCACCUGCUGCCGAGGCUGCUCCCCAGGAGGAGGCAAAGGCCGAGGAGGCCGCUGCCCCUGCUGAGGAGGAGCCGAAGGCCGCCGAGUAA